Molecule: messenger RNA, 777 nt
Organism: Bombyx mandarina (wild silkworm)
Lineage: Eukaryota; Metazoa; Arthropoda; Insecta; Lepidoptera; Bombycidae
Product: androgen-dependent TFPI-regulating protein
Cellular component (GO): membrane; endomembrane system
Source: RefSeq, a predicted model, not a curated record
CGUGCACACGAAAAGGCGCGAAUUUCAAAAUGUUAAAUCUGGAAACAGUAUUUUCCAAUCCGAUACUAAAACAAAGUAAUAAUUUGUUGAAAGUGCGAAUAUGUUUUUAUAGUAUAUCUUACGUGCAUUUAGUGGUCGUCGCUAGUUUAUUGUUAACAAUAGACUUUAGUAAAUCAGAAGAUCCAAAUAUUAGAUUAUAUCAGCAAACGAGAUGGAAAUUAAUUACGGCCUGGUUCAAUCUUUUCACCAUGGUAUAUUUCCCGACGUGCAUUUACUGUGAUUGGCGAGAUCUAAGAGGCGAAGCACACUGGAGGCACGUCAAGAUCCUGAAUCAAUUUCGAGACUUGUGUUUCACUAGUAUACUAUUACCUACUACUGCCUUCGGAGACAUACUAUUCUGGCGAGUCUGGAAUAAAGACCGCGAGCUAAUAGCACCUCUGAAGAUUCACGAGAUUGUACCGUUUUGGACACAGCACUGCAUGCACACGGUGUCGCUGAUCAUCAUGCUCGUGGAUCUGGCACUUGUACGAAGAGAACGACCGAAGAAUAUGGUACCAGGCUUAGCUUUACUCUCAACAUUCCUUAUAGCCUACACCGUUGUGUGCAUAAACAGCUAUAUGAAUGAAGAAUACAUAUACCCCGGACUGAAACAGUUCACAGGAUUUAAAAUACCAGCUUUGAUAGCGUAUUUUUUCAUUGAAAAUCUGUUCUACUAUUUUAGCCAAUGGCUAAUAAUAGAUAUGGUAUGGGGAAACGGCAACAAAAAAAUGGUUUAAA